AGUGUGGCUCGAUUCACCACAGGCUCGUCCAUUAAAACAGAUCGCUUUUUAUCGCUAUUUCUUAUGAAAAAUAGCUGUUUUCGCUGCUGAUAUCAAUUGAGACAAAUGAAAAUGUUUGGACGGCUAUACUUCAUGCUCCUGCUGAGCGUUGGUUUGGUAGACUGCCUGUCUGUUGUUAAAGAGUGUAUCACAAAUAAUGGGGAGGACUACAGAGGAACUCAACAGAAGACAUCUUCAGGGAGCACGUGCCUCAGUUGGAGGAGUCUAAACCUGAAGUUUAAAGACUCACAGACGGGUGUUGGAGAUCACAAUUUCUGUCGUAAUCCAGAUGGUUCAAAUAAACCCUGGUGCUAUGUCUCCGGGUCAAGUGGAGAAACCAAAAAAGAAGCAUGUGAUAUCAGGAUAUGCCAAGACCAAAAUGCCACUGAAGCGCCGGCUCCAGAAGAGUCUGUCCCCACUCAGGGACUCACCCAAAGAAUGGUGGAGACGUUCGAGCCUGCAAACUCUUUCCCCUCACAGGUGGAGGGUGCAGCGGUGCAGCCCGUGAAAGGGGUCCGCCAGCAGGUCAGAAGUGGACCCAAAAAGAAAAAAGACCUUGGGACUCUUGGUUAUGUUCUCGCUGUCUUCAUGAUGGCCAUUAUCAUCCUACUUGGAGGAGGCAUCACGAUGGGAUACUUCUAUAAACGGGGUCGUGACCUCAAGAAGCAGCAUGAGCAGCGGGUUCAUGAGCGUGAGAUGCAUCGGAUCACACUCCCUCUCUCUGCCUUCGCCAACCCCACCUGUGAACUGGUGGACGAGAACACCAUUGUCAUCACAGCUGAACCCAACAACCAGACCCCCACUCAGGAGCCCGUGGAAGGGGCUGAUCCCCUGAUGGGGUCAGCUGGGACCCCCGGAGCCUGAUGGAGGAGCCCAACGUGAGCCCCUAGAUUAGAGGCUAGUUAAGACGCGUGUAUGCAGCAAUGCAGAAUCUCAGAGGACCAAACCCCACAUCCACCUUACUCUGCCUGUCGUCUCUUUUCUCUUUACCUUGACUUUACAGCACGGUUUGAUGGUAAAGGUAGGGCAUGUGCCCCGAGAGAGUGGUGGAAUUUCGAUAUCAUCCCAGACUUGGCCCUUAUUUUCUCAAUAAAGCAGUUGGGUUAAGUAGGGCACGCAAGGAUACACGAAAAUGAUGGUCUUGUGUAAAUAUGCAUGCCAGAGAUUUACCUGCAGAAAAAUUGCAAGUGUAUUUUGUGCAUAUCAUCACAGGGCAUGAAUACUUCCCUCUUAACAAACUCCAAAAGAGAGGCCGACAGUCUUGUUAACUGCUUCAUGUCCCUUUAUGAAGGGUUGAUGGGACGUUGCAGUGUUUUGAAAGAGAAGACGGUUCAUUGUUCUCUUUUCUGCAUUUGUUUUUGUUCCUAAUGCACUGGGGUGGAGAGUUGAAACUGAAUAUGUUGCUCUGCAGCUGGGCUGUUCACUCCAUAGAGAGCUUUGGUUUGCAUCUAGAGCUUUGCCUUUUGAUGGCUCUUUCCAGAAAUCCAUACUCAUUAGGCAGAUCAUGUGGCCUGAGAUUGAGAGUCGAGCUAGGUGAAGGCUUUGACUAAAUGAAAAGAAGGCUUUCCGUAGAUCUUGCCUUAGUAAAUCAUGUGUGAAUGUGUUAUUGUUUCUGUGGCUACAAUCUGAUAGAGGAGCGGGAGAUCGCUGCCGUGACUUCAGCAAACCAAUCACAAAAUGGGUUUGAUUUAGCGGGCUGUGGUUACAUUUACUGUAUCAAUGUUCGUUUGCUCCUGACCAUGCAGAUGGGCCGAAAAGAAUGAUGGAGAUUGUAGCAUGAGCCCCUGAGAAAAGGAUCUUGUGAGAAUAUGGUUUUAUUCCAUUAAAGCAAAAGAAUCUAAAGAAGGAUGACUAUCAGAAUUAUGUCAAAAGGAUUGUAUUGUCUGAAAUGGGACUGAUUUCUUUCUUUUUACUUUGGAUGUAUGAAUUGGUUUUCCCAUUGUUCAUUGGAUUGUACAACUGCUUAAGGUUAAAGAAAUGAUUAUUUUUUGGCAGAUUGUACUGCUAUUAAAUAAAAUCAGUUUAAAGAAAA
Danio rerio (zebrafish) is the source of this 2071-nucleotide messenger RNA. It is a transcript of the gene pik3ip1, whose product is annotated as phosphoinositide-3-kinase interacting protein 1. Lineage: Eukaryota; Metazoa; Chordata; Actinopteri; Cypriniformes; Danionidae. The record is from RefSeq and is marked validated.